Salvelinus namaycush (lake trout) is the source of this 5021-nucleotide messenger RNA. Its product is annotated as histone H4 transcription factor-like. Gene Ontology annotation, molecular function: DNA-binding transcription factor activity, RNA polymerase II-specific; RNA polymerase II cis-regulatory region sequence-specific DNA binding. The transcript has 10 exons. Gene Ontology annotation, biological process: regulation of transcription by RNA polymerase II; anatomical structure development. The record is from RefSeq and is a predicted model, not a curated record. Bases 138 to 1658 code for a protein of 506 amino acids. NCBI's taxonomy places the organism in Eukaryota, Metazoa, Chordata, Actinopteri, Salmoniformes, Salmonidae.
GUGUGACCGGAAGUGGAUAAAAACAUUGGAGGGAACGAAAAAUAUUCUGAGAUCUUCUGUUGAAAAGGACAACAUAGUCUGUGGUUUGGGACUGGUGUGGCAGCUCUACCUACCUUGUGUCCAGCUGCCAGAUCACCAUGGCGAAAAGGAGGAGCCUGUCCAACCUGGUGGUGUCUUGUAAGUGGGCGUCUUGCACCUUCAAAGGCCACUGCAUGGAGGAGCUCAGCGAACACAUGUCACUGCACCUGAAGGAUCACCUAGGAGACAGAGAUGCUAUGGAAGAACUAGAUGACUAUGCAUGUUUGUGGGAGGGCUGUGAGUUCCUGGCUAUGGGCAGCCCCAGGGAGCUGGAGAUCCAUGCUCACUUCCACACCUUCCACAGCAAACUCAAGUUCAUUGGGGAGCAGAUGCUCAAGUCCCACCCCAACUUCCCCAGCUGUACCCAGGACCUCCACAGCAACAACCUGGUCCCCGAGAUCUCAGAGGGGCUUGUGUGCCAGUGGGAGCACUGUGAUAGUACAUUUAACAACCCGGAGUGGUUCUAUCGGCAUGUGGACAUGCACGCUCAUUGCACUGGGCUCUCUCCUCUCCCAGACCAGCAGCAGGCCAUCUUCUGCAGCUGGAAAGGUUGUGAUGCAUUCUUUAAGAUCAAGUACCGUCUGCGGGAGCACCUGCGCAGCCACACUCAGGAGCGUCUCGUGGCCUGCCCCACCUGCGGCUGCAUGUUCUCCAGCAACACCAAGUUCUUCGACCACAUCCACAGACAGGCCGAGCCAGAGGAGUCCCUGGUGUGUGAGCAUUGUGACAAAGGCUUUGCCAAUGAGAGACUGUUGAGAGACCAUGUACGACAGCAUGUGAACCAUAUCAAGUGUCCCCUGUGUGACAUGACCUGCACCUCUCUCGCCACUCUGAAGAUCCAUAUCAAGUUCCGCCACUGUGACGAGCGACCCUUUCCCUGUGACUUCUGUGAGAGCAGCUUUAAGAACCAGCAUGACCUGCGGAAGCACAUGGAGACACAUAAUGAGGGGGCGGCCUACCACUGCUCUGUAGAGGGCUGUGACUACUCCUCCCGCAUGGCCCACACCAUGAACCAGCACUACAAGAGAGUACACGAGGGUGGAAUGGUCUCGAAAUACAAGUGUCAUCUCUGUGACAGAACCUUCUCUUGGUGUUACACACUCACUCUUCACUUGCGCAAGAAACACCACCUGAAAUGGCCCUCUGGACACUCCCGCUUCAGAUACAAGGAGGAUGAAGAUGGCUACCUGAGGCUGAACAUGGUGCGUUACGAGACAGUGGAGGUGACUCAGGAGAUCAUGAAGAACAUGGCUAAGAAGAGGACGCUCCAUAAGGGCCCCGGGUCCAGCAGCCGAGCCAAGAGAGCUGCCAUCCGGGCAGCCAGGAGUCAUGGCUCUCCCCCUGGCUCCUCCUCCCCCUCCUCUUGCUCCUCUUCCUCAGAGCUCUCUGCAGGGGAGGAGAUGUCAGCCCAGCCCAGCCCCAGGGGCAGUGACUCACCUGUGUACUGUGUACUGAGUAAUGUGUCUGAUAUGGGGGAUGACCCCGACGCCACCCGGGAUGGCUCUGACUCCUGUGGGCCCUCAGGUGCUGUGAGGGCCCUGACUGAGGUGGCCAGGGGUCUGGGGAUGGAUGUGGUGUGAUCACACACAGACCCUCCUUAUUCUAGUGGUCCAAGUAAACUAUUGACAUUGCCACAUUGUUUUCUCCAACCUUGAUCCUGUAGACUAAAGUAGUGAUACCAACUUGAAUUGUAUCUCAAUGAAUAGGAAUAUUCCAGCCGAUGAAUGCAGCCAUUCAUAUCUAACGCACUGUCAUUCCUUUAUGAAAUGAGCACUUGGUUGAAGAAAUACAGAUCCAGUAUCUUCUCAGGACCAGUGUUGGAGACCACUAAUGUAGCAUUACUGAAUCACUCCAAUGUUACAGCUGUGCUGCAUGUAUGAUGGCUGGGCUUAACCUGGGAUGGACUGUUUAUUAAAGUUCACUAAAUGUUAGUGUCUCUGGAAGAGAUGUGACAAGUUGACAAGAAUGUGAAGACUGUGUUAGUGCUUACUAUCGCUGAUCAAAUGUUUUUAUUUGUUAGUGUUUUACAGUAUUAGCUUUAAUGCGGCGAGGGCGUUAGCAGCAUCAGAAUGUGACCCCAUUGACAGCAGUUUUGAAAUCGCCUCAGGUUUGUAGUGUAGAAGUCUGUCAGGUCACUUUUUAAAAAACUAUUUUCCAUUAAGUUAUAGGUCUUAGGUUUUCCUUUGUGGUCACUGGAUAAUCUGAUUUCAUUAAUGCUGUAGCUUUUGAUUUGACCUAGUUUUUUUAGAUUUAAGUUUUGUCAGUUAUAUUUUUGUAUGUCCAUUUUAGGAACAGUAACCUGACUAACUCAUGAGUUAACAUUUUAUGAACGAAUUUGGUGGAUUACACUUAUGUUGAACAAAAUCAUAAAUUUACAGGUGUUUUAAGGGAUGUAAAUAGUUUUUCAACACAGUAGGUUGUCCUUUAUCUGUGUCAUACAGGUAAUAAUCAGAAUCACAGAAUUUGUCUUAAAGUACCUUGCAAGCUCAUAGAAUAGCGUCUUCUGAUUUCUGUCAUUACGAGGUAGUCCUGUGGGGGGAGCGCCAGACAAUGGCAGAGAGAAGGGGACCAGAGGCACCAGUGUGCUUAAGGACCCAGGGGGAAGAGUUCUGUUGGGGAGGCUACUCUGGGGGCUCUGUGUGAGACCCACCAUGGAAAUAUGUGACCCGGGAAUAGGUGGAGGUCAGGAGGCUGGGAUGGGGGAGAUGGCUGCCCAUGGUGGCAGAAUGGAGGCUUUGCUGGUAGUAUUCCUCUCUGAGCAUGUUCAGACGCUCUCUCCAUGAGGUAAGCCCUCUCCUCCUGCUUCAGGGCCAGUGAGGGGUGAUGGGGUGGGUGCGGAAAGCCGUGAUGAGUGUCUGUAUGAACAGUCUGCUGCCUUCAACAGCCUGGCCCCCACUACACCACGCAGAGGAUCAGCCCUCAUGCUCAGCUCUUGACGGGAGGAGACAGGGAGAUCCAUACCUCUGUAUACAUCCCAUAGUGGGUCUCUUAACGGAGGUCCCAGGGAAGUGCAGGGUAAGAGUGCCUCUCAGCUCCUGAGUAGGGGAUGAGCCGAAUAACAGGAGUGCCAACAUGAGUCCGGGCCAGUUUACAUACGCUAUUUACUGGGUAGAGUACUGGAAUAAUGUUUCCUAUGGUCAUGUGCUACAUCGACAUGGAGGAUGGUGUGUGUAUUGGAGAGGUCAGAGAUGGUUUCUCUGUGGGGUCCUGGAGUUGAGGGCCAUCAUUGAAAUCCUGGUCAUUCUCUCUGCCGCUUCAUGGCCUUUAUGUAGUUUUCACACUCAAGCCCUCUUCCUGUAACCUGACACCCAGCUACGGCUGCCAUUGGACCACUAACCAGGUUUCAAGGUCAUUGUUUGAGGAACAGACUUCUCUUUAGCACGGUGAACUGUCAAGAGUCCCUGCCACAUUGUGGCCUGUUUCUCCACUAUGUACUGUUUCCCCUCCAUCUUCUCUCUGGGUAGGUGCAGCUGCUUUCCCCAUUCCCUGUCCUGAGGUUCCCUGCUUGAAUCUUCCUGGUUGUUCAGGUUCUGUAAAGCGUGCAGGUUGGCAUUCAGAGGACAGGAGUGUCUUCUGCUGCCUGCUCCACCACUCAGGAGUUCCUCCUACUUCUCCAUUUGGUACAUUUAUAUUGUCCUUGUGGUAGAUCAUGGGAUAGUCUGUAUUUAAGAGGAGGAAGAAUAAGCAAGUCAAAGAAAUGUGAAUUUCAAAAGGCAAUUCCAUCCUUUAUGAUUAUAUAUUGUCAUAAUACUGAACCAAUGCUGAAGGGAGACUGAAGGUGCUACUCACUUAGUGCUAGGAUUGUCAUUCCACCAAAGGCUGACACUCAUUGUUCCCAAACCUCCAAAUGAAGGAUGUGUACUGUGUGACUCUGGAGCAGGAGAACAAUGGGAAAAUGCUACGUUGAGUAAUUUCUCUCUGUGUUAGAUUACAGUACUCUAGUGAGAUAAGUCAUCUUUUUAAGGAGGUUAAGUCUUUGGUCCCUGUCCUCACCUUGGUUAGAGAGUGGGGUGCAGGACUGAAUAAGGUCCUGCUGAUGGUGGAUGGCUUGAAUCAGGUCAGGACCAGCAGGCUGAGUCGGACACUCCGGCUCGAUACCGAAGUUGAUUGCUUGUGAGUCCACUUGCAUUUUCUGCUGAGAAAUGGAAGGACAGACAGACAGAAAAAUAGUGUCAGUUAUGUGUGGCUUAGAUACAAAUAAUAAUUUUGGGAUUUUAUAUACAUUUUAGUGGAUGUUCAACACAUUUUCAUACCUUCACCCUCAGCUUAUGGUGGUGGAUCUGCUAUGCAAUGCGGACAUGCAUUGUAUGCCAUCUUCCUGGUCUCUGAGAGAAUAUCCAGUUCAAUAAGUCGAAAUAGAAACAGAACUCAAAACACUUUUCAAAUGAGAACAUUUUGGCGAUACUCUAUGAAGAUUUAAAUUAAUCUAAAGGGUACUUACUCUUAGAUUCUUCUGUAGGUGCUUGUGUGACCCAGACCCAGUCCUAGGUCCUGGUGCCAUGUCUAGAACAUUUGAUGUCUGACAAAGACAAGGAAAUGUAGACUUCUGAUCACACACUACUAACUCAUGACACCAUAACAUGAUGAUACCUAAAUGCUAUAUAUUUUGCCUCAGCCCCAACUUCCUAGUUCCCAUUACUCUCUUUUCCACUGGUACCUUGGGAGGGCAUGCCUUUGGCUGGAAGGCCCCCUGCAGGGCGCUGAAGGGUCCUGGAUGGGGGACAAAGCUGGCUGCCAUGGGGGCCAACCCUGGCAUCACAUGGGGAUGGGUCACCUGUAGAGUAAAGAAAAGCAGUGUAUGAGAGAGAGAAAGACUUGCAUUGUGUCUGUAGAAUGGAUCCACAUUAGUUGAGAAUUUGACAAACUGUAAAAUAAAAUUCAAAGAACAUUCAUUAGAUUUGUACAGGCUUCAUCAAUAUAAUUGAUAUAAAACAGUAGUACUU